CACACUCAGAGCUCUGUCUCCUGAUUGGUCACUUCUUUAGAAUAGCAGUUAUACAGUAAUUCAGGUUUAUAUCAGUCUUCUCACUCUGAUGUUUCCAUGCUCCUGUCCUUCCUGAUGGUGUCACGUCUCCGCUGUGAGGGACAUCAAAGGGAUUUGAUUUGGAUAUUUAGCUUAUGUUCAGUAAAGAGCACCUCAUCACCUGAACACCUUUUUACAUCAUCACAUAAUACUGCUCUCUGACACCAAAACCUUCUUCUGCAGGGCAUCAUCUCAUCUCUGAAUCACCAUGGUAUCUGUUCAGGUCCUGUACCUGCUGCUCUCAGCUUUCUCUUCUCCAGUCCAGAGCCACCUCAGUGCCUUCCAUGUCAUUCCGGGGAACAUGAGUCACACUGAGGCUCAGGCAGCUUGCAAAGGAAAUUACAGCGACAUCGUCACUGUGUACUCUCAUAAAGACAACACUGAUCUGGCAAAAAUGCUAAUGAUGGCCGGGGUUGAUGGUGGAUGGAUCGGUCUCCAUUACAAUGAGCGGAGUGAGAAAUGGUCUAAUGGUGAUCCUGUAACAUACAGAAAUCUGGCAGAUAGCUGCAACACAUGGAUCUUCUGUGCUGCUAUGAAGGCUGAUGGUGCAUGGGAAAGUCUUAAUUGCUCACAGAAAAAAUAUUUUAUGUGCUAUGAACAAGCUGUUUCUCCACUGAAUUAUUAUCUGGUCCUGGAGAAUAAGAACUGGUCUGAAGCUCAGCAUUACUGCAGGAGGAAUUACACUGACCUGGUCAGCAUUCCAAAUCAGCAACAAAAUGAAAAAGUGAUGAAAGAAAGAAAGAACAUCACUGAUCCCUUCUGGAUCGGCCUGCAGUGUGAUGGCUGGAACUGGGCUGAUGGAGGAAACUCUGCCUAUAGAAACUGGUCAGAUGAACCUCAGCUAACAGACAGUUGUGUAGUACUGCGUGAAGGAGGAAACUGGGUGGUGGAGUCGUGCAGAAAUAAGAACUCAGCUCUGUGCUACAAGUCUUCCAUCCAUGUGAGUGAUGAGGCUAUGAGCUGGGAGCAAGCUCUGGAUUACUGUCAGAAGGGGAACAGAACUGGAUUUCUGACCAUCACUUCUGGAACUACACAGAAAGAGGUGGAGCAUGAGCUCUGGAGGAGGCGUGUCUCUGACCCUGUGUGGGUGGGGCUUAGAAAGAGUCGCCUCUUCGGGUUCUGGAUAUGGACCAAUAAGAUGGCAGUGUAUCCGUACUCGAACUGGGAUGAAGGGAACCCACCUGAGGAUCUGCUCUCUCAGCACUGCGGCGCUGUCAAUCCUCAGAAACAGUUCAAAUGGGAAGACCUGAACUGUCUGUCUGAAUAUAGAGCUAUGUGUCAUGUGUGUCUGUGACACACACACACACACACUCACUCAA
Silurus meridionalis is the source of this 1397-nucleotide messenger RNA. RefSeq names its product macrophage mannose receptor 1-like. The coding region runs from base 287 to 1372 and encodes 361 amino acids. Lineage: Eukaryota; Metazoa; Chordata; Actinopteri; Siluriformes; Siluridae. The transcript is spliced from 6 exons. The record is from RefSeq and is a predicted model, not a curated record.